AAGGUGGGACAUAAAUGACGUAAUUGUACCAGGUAAGGAAGUAUACUAUCAAAAGACAAGGACAGGCCACCCAAAAGAAACUCCUUCCUUCCUGCUAAGGAGCUGCUCAGCUGGGGCUAAUGGCCCAGGCUUUUAACACAAGAGUAAGGAGCAUGCAGAUUUCAAAAUGCUGCUGUCCUUCAAAUCCCAUGAGCUGCAACCAGCAUGGGUACUGGCUUUGGGCAUUGGAGAGUUGUACUCCACUAUCAUCUUGAGGACCAAAGGCUCUCUGCCCCAGUUCUGGCAGCUUAUGCAUUGAGUCAAAGGGGUUGAAGGAGGAGGCCCUUCCUUCAGUUAUUUUGGCCUUCAGGGGAGCUGAGGAACUCAGAGAAACUUGGCUCCCUUCUCCACACAGAAAACGGUGAUCCACUUGGCACUAGGACCCCGCUCCAGUCAAGAAGUAUGCACCUGCGCACUGACAAACUGCAGCAUUUCAGAAUUCCAGCCGUAGUUGAAAAAGCCUCGCUGUGGGAGCAAAGCUGCAGCUGCUGCAAGAACAUGCGGAGACCGUUUGACAGAGAUGUUGUACGAAACCAUUCUUCUUUCUUCUCUAUCUUUCUCUUUUACAGCUCAACAACAGAAACUGUAGAUCAAUAUAUCCUGCUUCAUUGAAAAGGUAACCAUAGCAACACAUGGAGGAGCUGAGGAUGCUGCUGUCUGGUAACAGAAGGAGCUGGGACGAGAGAAGUGAGGGCAGCUGCAGUUCCUGCCACCCAAGAACCAGCCCUGCGCCCCUGGAAGGGCUGACCUCCAGCUGAGCUCUCUUUCUACCAAGGGCUGGCCUUGCCCAUCAGGCCAAAGCACAGAAUUGCCCAGUCACAACCAGCCACAAAAGGAAGCUUCUAAAGGAUCACCCACUUCAGUUAAGUUUGUCCAAUGGCAGAAAGAAACACCCCAGUCUCAGCAGACGCUAGGCACUCAGCCAACAACACGCCACAGCUCUGGUAGCCAGCAUGUUAGACAAAGGAGCGGCACUGAGGCACCAAGCCCGAUUCUCUCUUCAUGAGCUACAGGACAUGUCUAGUAUGCAGCAGCUCUGAAGAAAAUAAUCAGACGGAUCUGUUUGUUAAAGAAAACUUCAUGGAAGGCAGCACAGGCCAUAUCCCCCUUGCACUCUGGACAAGGACAUGCUGUUCAGCUACAGAUGUGCACCAUCCAUGGUUUCCUUCCAGCCACUGCUAAAGAUUCCCAGGAAAGGAUUCACCCGGAUACUCCUCGCCCCAACAUCCAAAACCAGGAGGGCUGGCAGCUCCUCACCUACAACCCAACCAGCUCUCAUGAAAAGCAAGACUGCACACUUGCAUCACCUGCACAAUUAUGCCCAGGAAGAAAAUCCACCGGUCGCUCCAGAAGCUCUGCCUGGAGAACAUCGCUGGGAACAUGCAGCGCAUCUGGGCCAAGGAUUACACAGACAACUACCUGGAUGAAUACCAGUUCCGCUACAUCCAGGGGCCCUUCAGCGAACUGGAAUUUGACCUCGCUGAAUCUCCACGGCUGCAGCCGGGUUCCCACAGAUGCUCUGGUGGACCUCAUUGAAGGCUUGCUAGGUCUCACCAUGCUGGACCUUUCAGGGACCCAGUGCAACACACAGGUCCUGUCUGCCGUAGGCUCCACCUGCCGCAGGCUUCGAGAGCUGGACAUCUCCGACUGCAAGAAACUCUCUCCAGCCUCCCUCUUCCAUCUAGCCUACGAUCCCAUAGCCAGCGCCUUCUGUUGCCCAGCCUUGCAGACACUGGAGGUUGACGGUAUGGAGAGCAGCCCGCGCUGUGAUGACCUGCCCUGGGCCUUGGCCUACUUGCUGCUGGCUCUGCCCAAUCUGAUUGUCUUGGAGAAUGAGACUACCACAGACGCCGUGUGCCUCAUCCAUGACCGGGACUUCAGUGGUGCCCAGGUUCCUCCUGGUUUUCCCACUAUGGAGGAAGUGGUGAAGCGCUGGGUUUCUCUGCACCCGAGCAGGUCCCCCUCCCAGCUCAAGCUGCCUCUGAAAAAACUCCUGGAAGUGAGCGAGUCCUAUUUGUCCGUUGUCCUUGCUGUUUGCCCACACUUGGCAAAGGUAACGGUGAAUCUGGAGGAGAGCUCAGUCCUGGCCCGGCGGUUGCUUCCCUGGGGCUCCCUCACCAGCCUCAGCCUGGACUGCAACUUUCGGCGUCUGGAGGAGUUGCUUCCUGUCACGGCACGCCUGGGGACCCAGCUGGAGACCCUCUCUCUGGACGGCUUCUCCUUGGACGAUGAGGUGUCCCUCCAUGUCCUCUUGAGCCACUGCCCAAACCUCCAGAUAUUCAGUGCUUCCCUCUACCACUUGAAGAAAGACAGCCCUGGUGAAGAAGCCUUGGCCCAAGUUGCUAGCCUGCCCCCCUUUUCGUUCCUCCAGCUUCAGGAGUUCACCCUGACCUUUUCCGACGUGUUUGAUGCUAAGGAUCCUCCAGAGGCCCUGGGCUUGACGGCCAGCCUGGUCUCCCUGCUAAAGGGCUCUCCUCGCUUGCAGAUUGUGAUGCUGAUUGGCCUGCCCUUCUCCCUGGACAGGGUCUUCGAGGAAGUGCUGGGCCCCCCUGGCACCACUGCGGUCUUCCUCCACCUCAUCGAAUUAUCGCUGAUUGAGUGCAAAGUCUCCAGCAGUACUAUCCACCAGAUCCUUUCCCUGGAGAACCCGCUCAACUCCCUUGAUUUGGACCGCUGCCCAGACAUCUACCGGAAGGAUUAUGAAGAGCUGCUCCGGCGGGUCAGCAGGGAAGGCCUGGAGAUGCGCAUUGAGUGGAAGUGAGGAGCCUUCCACCCCAGACUCAAACUCAAACUGUGCCUUGGCCCCCAGCAGCUGGCCCUGCUGCUGCUGCUGUAAUAAAAAUUGGACUUCGUAGUAGUCAUGGGCCCGAUUACUGUCUCUUCCAUUUAAUUUGUGUUUUCGUACCAUUUUGUUCAUGCACAAAAUGGUCCACCUCCCUCCAAAACAGAAAUAUCAGUGAAACAAAAAGAAAGUGGGAAUGGUAACCGUUUGGUUGGUUGAUUUUCGGUGCUCUGCUGCAGGCCCUGGCAGACACAGGCACUUUGAGCCUUCUCGCCACACAUGCACUCUCUUUCCAAGGCAGGGCCUACAGCCUUUCAGGGCCUACAGCCAAGCGCCUCUCACUUGGCGCACCUGGAUGCAGGCCCUGGCGCUUUGCUGCCAAUGGGCCGGAAAAAAAAUGUUUUUUCAGACCUUGGACAGAAAAGCCCAUUUGGAAAGCCUCUUGUUUUCGGGAGAGGUGGUUGAAAACUAAAACGAGGCCUUACGAAUGAAACAAACAGGAAUGGAUAGUGAUUCUAUUCGAAUGCGCAAGACUACUGCGUAGUCCAAGGGCGACCUCUGAAUGGCGCUAGCUCCAAAGGAAGAAAAGGUGUGACUUUGAAAGGGCAAUGAACGGUGAAGAGUUGCAGAAAGGUUAAAGCUUGCUUUCCUCCUGUAUGUUUUGCCCAUGUUGGCAGUGCCAUUGUUGGAAACCAGACCACCAGGUUAGAACUACAAGCCAAUUUUAUGAGCUGAGCCUGGCUGCAUUCCCAGACUUUAUUUGACCCUUAUGCCCCACAUCCCUGCUAUGGGACCACGUUGUUGGUUGUCAGUUUGUGCCAUAGAUGAUUUCUAAAGGAGGAACGCAUCCCAGUCCUUGAGCUGAAAGACUGCAUCAGGGCUUUAGUUGCAGGGAGCAAAAUGCAGACAUCACUCCCUAUAUAAGAAUUCCACUCCCUGUGAAAUAGUCUUUUGCUUCCCAAUUUCUGCACUCAUUUCAAAUCUCAGUAGAGCCUCAGCAAAGGGGUUGGCAAGGAGGACCAGCAACUGGUAAUACUGAAAAGGGAAGUGUUCUAGAUGAGAACGGGUAUCAUGUGUCUCACUCUCUGUGAUGUUAGAAAUUUGGGGACUGGAGGAAAGUUUCAUGUUGUGGGACAGAGUUUGUACUUGGGGCACAAUGCUCCUGCAGCUACCCUCCUGGGUUCCCAACAUCCUCAUCCAACAGGUGCUUCAGCUGGGCUCCAGGGUAGACAAUGGGCCCCUAACGCAUGCAGGGCAGAAGUAACUUGGGGAAACAGACGUGGCUGGUGGGGACUGUAACCCCUCCCAGUAGCUAGGAGAACCGUGCCAACAGGUUGAGGAGAGGGAGCCUUAUUAAUGCACACUCUUUCUCAGCCUUCAACUGCAGAAUGAAAGGGUAAAUCAAAACAUACAGGUAAAUCAAGGGUGAACUGUGGAAACAAAAGUAUAACAUAAGACACAACACUAAAAUUUAUAUGAAUAUAUUUUUGUAAAAAACUUUUAUGUAUUCUUGAAUAAAGUCUUUUUGUAUCA
This is a messenger RNA of Anolis carolinensis (green anole), 4354 nucleotides long. RefSeq lists its product as uncharacterized. The record is from RefSeq and is a predicted model, not a curated record. NCBI's taxonomy places the organism in Eukaryota, Metazoa, Chordata, Lepidosauria, Squamata, Anolidae. The coding region runs from base 1184 to 2800 and encodes 538 amino acids. Gene Ontology annotation, cellular component: cytoplasm. The transcript has 4 exons.